Molecule: messenger RNA, 339 nt
Organism: Racocetra persica
Lineage: Eukaryota; Fungi; Glomeromycota; Glomeromycetes; Diversisporales; Gigasporaceae
Source: the annotation of a GenBank genome assembly
AUGGGUGCUCAAAGUUCGAAACAAAUCCAAAGAAAAUUUCCACAACAAGUUACUUCGGAAGUUAAAUCUAGUGCGGCUGAAACGCAUGCUAAAAUUCAAAACCAAGAUACAUUAGACGAUGUUACAAUUUCUUCUCAAAAAAUUAUAGCAAGUGCAACCCCCAUUGAAGAAGAUGGUAAAGACCCACAACUAUUAAACAAUUUACAGGAAAUCGGUCAAGUAAUUUUACCAAAAGUUUCAAUACCAUAUAAACAGUCUGAUGAAAUGUUGGAAAUUAUUAAACAUAGACAAAUAGAACUUAAAGAGAACAAAAAUAUAUUGCAGAAAAAUAGAAUUUCU